AAUUGGUCCUCCAGCUCCGGCUCCGUUGCUUCAAAAAGCCGGGGAGAGGUGAGGGAAACGCAGGAUCCCGACGAUGGAGCAUUUCUAGGAGAUAACGGCGCACUCCCCCGUCGGAGAUGAUUUAACAUCGUCAUCUACAUGACCAAAGAAACACGAACGGCAACCGUAACAAUCAUGCAAUUUAAAUACAGACGAAUCUGAGCAAACCGCCUCAAGGUUAAAACGCUUUGAAGACGCCCCUACAUCUCCCUUGUCACAGAUCAGCUGGCGUAAGGUUAGUUGAUCAUCACCCGGUACCCGACCAUGUCCGUGGAAGAGCAGGUUUACCCCGACGCAAUGGUGCUGCGUGAAGCCGGUCCUGAGUGGAUGCGAGUCGAGAUCGAGCGUCUCGCCCGGGAGCUGAGUGAGACAACGAACGAGAAGAUCCAGGCGGCGGAGUACGGGCUGGCGGUGCUGGAGGAGAAGCAGCAGCUCAAACAGCAGUACGAUGACCUGGAGAUUGAGUACGAGACCGUCAGGCAGGAGCUGGACCAACUAAAAGAGGCCUUUGGACAAGCUUACUCCAACCACAGGAAGGUGGCAGCUGAUGGAGAGAGUCGUGAAGAGUCUCUGAUCCAGGAGUCGGCCUCGAAGGAGGCCUACUACGAGCAGAGGGUCCUGGAGCUGCAGACCGAGCUCCGCCAGACACGGAACAUCCUCACCAAUACCCAGUCUGAGAACGAACGCCUGAACACCAUCUUCCAGGAGAUGAGAGAGAACAUCCAGAUGGUGGAGCUCCAGAGGAAUCAGCUGCGUGACGACAUCAAGGAGUACAAGUUCCUGGAGGCUCGUCUGCUGCAGGACUACACCGAGCUGGAGGAGGAGAACAUCUCACUGCAGAAGCAGGUGUCCGUGCUCAAACAGAGCCAGGUGGAGUUUGAGGGUCUGAAGCAUGAAAUCCGUCGUCUCGAGGAGGACACUCAGUUCCUCAACAGCCAGCUGGAAGACGCCAUCCGCCUGAAAGAGAUCUCUGAGCGACAGCUGAGCGAGGCGCUGGAGACCAUCAAGACCGAACGUGAGCUAAAAGCAUCCCUGAGGAAAGAGCUCUCCCACUACAUGAACAUCGGAGACUCUCUGUAUCACAGUCCUCUGAGCAUUUCUCUGGAUGGUCUCAAGUUCAGCGAGGACGCCUCGACCGAACCGAACAACGACGAGGCUCUGCACGAAUUUGAGAAUGGAUUCACCAAACUCGCCAACGCCAUCAACUACGACAACUGUGUGUCCACGCCUAAGAAGGAAGACCUCUUCAAUCCUGCACCCAGCCUGGUAGACGAUCUGCUGAGCGAACUGAACAUCUCAGAGAUCCAGAAGCUCAAACAGCAGCUGAUGCAGAUGGAGCGGGAGAAGGUCAACCUGCUGUCCACCCUGCAGGAAUCUCAGAAACAGCUCGAACAGGCUAACGGUGCUCUGUCAGAGCAUCAGGAGAAGGUCAACCGCCUCACAGAGAACCUCAACGCCAUCCGCAAACUCCAGGCCAGCAAGGAGCGCCAGUCUGCCUUGGAUAACGAGAAAGAGCGUGAUAGCCAUGAAGACGGAGACUACUACGAGGUGGACAUCAACGGACCUGAGAUCCUGGAGUGCAAGUACAAGGUUGCCGUGUCAGAGGCGGGAGAGCUGAAAGAGGAACUGAAGACUCUGAAGACAGAAUACCAGGCCUGUCAGUCACGCUAUGACGAGGAGCGCACCCGUCUAGAGAUCGACGUCACAACGCUGGGAGAGAAGCUGGCGUCUCUGGAGAGGACGAGUCAUGCAGAGAAAGAACAGAAGAAUAAGCUUGAGAAGGAGCUGCGCAAGUUGAGUGACGUGGCCGGUGAGUCCCAGGGCAGUCUGAGUGUGGCACAGGAUGAGCUCGUCACCUUCAGUGAAGAACUGGCCACUCUCUACAACCACGUCUGCAUGUGCAACAACGAGACACCCAACCGCGUCAUGCUGGACUUCUACAAGGAAGGUAAGGGGGGGCGGAGCAGCCCAGAGGGCCGUGGCCGCCGUUCUCCCAUUCUCCUCACCAAGGGCCUUUUCCCUGAGCCUGGUAAGACCGACCUGAGCGACGGAGCUCCUUCACCAGUCUCCUCUCUGCCUUCUCCCGUAUCUGACCACCGCCGCGAGCCAAUGAACAUCUACAACCUGGUGGCCAUCAUCAGAGACCAGAUCAAGCACCUGCAGCUCGCUGUGGACCGCACCACAGAGCUGUCCCGCCAGAGGGUGGCCUCUCUGGAGUACGGCACCGUUGCUGACAAAGACAAGGAAGCCUGCAUGGAGGAGAUUCUCAAACUGAAAUCUCUGCUCAGCACCAAGAGGGAACAGAUCGCCACCCUGAGGACUGUCCUCAAGGCCAACAAGCAGACAGCUGAGGUUGCUCUGGCCAAUCUGAAGAGCAAGUAUGAGAACGAGAAGGCCAUGGUGACGGAGACCAUGAUGAAGCUGAGGAAUGAGCUCAAAGCCCUGAAGGAAGAUGCCGCCACCUUUUCUUCUCUUCGGGCCAUGUUCGCCACACGUUGUGACGAGUACGUCACUCAGCUGGACGAGAUGCAGAGGCAGCUGGCUGCAGCAGAGGACGAGAAGAAGACCCUCAACUCCCUGCUGCGCAUGGCCAUCCAGCAGAAACUGGCCCUGACCCAGCGGCUGGAAGACCUGGAGUUUGACCACGAGCAGACCCGCCGGGGAAGCAGCGGACGGGCUAAGCUCCGCAGCAGGGCCGCCAACGGCUCCUCCAACGGCACCACCAACAACCCCCACGUAAGUCAGAGUCUCACCUGCUCUGGCUCUGGCCGCCCUGAGCCCAACAAUGCCAUGCCCAAUGGCAUUCUGGGAGGCCCUGUGGUCUUUUGCAGCGAGAAGUACAAGAUCUACUGCGACUGAGGCUGCUGAGAAGUGUCCACGGGACUGCUGUGUACAGAGGGGAGGGGUCACACCCUCCCUGCCUUAGUGUUAAAGAGCCCCACUUGCUCGCUUAGCUCCCUGGCCAGCCUGCGCUCCUCUAGGGACUGCUGUGUGACUAACCAGCUGCUCGUGUGUGCUAGUGUAAACGCUUGGGGGAAUGCAGGUGUAUGUACAGUGUGCACUAGACGUCUGGACUGUAGUAGACAUAUAAGGCAUGUGGAUUAUAGGGCCCCGGUUAUAUUGGGGGUUUUGUGGAUAUUAUGGAGUGUCUAUUCUUUCCGCUGUCAUAGUGCUGUACGUAUGUAAAAGAUGGCAUCUUUUGUGCUUGUGUUCUGGUCCCCUGAGUGUAUUGCCUGGUAUCAGUAACACAUUGUGGGCGUGGGGACUUGUAAGGAGGAUGUCAGUCUAACGGUCUUGUGACUUGAUAUGACAUCCUCUGCUCUUCAGCCUGUCUGUCGGCACUGGUGCUCCUUUAUAGACCCCAGGGUUGACCUGUGUCCAGCAGCCCUCUCUCUCUAAUCAGGUCAUUGUUCAAGAAAAAAGGAACUUUGGAGAAAACAAAGGAUCUUAAAUAUGCAAUCUCCCUCUGCUUUGCUGCCGAGGGAGCUCCGUGUGAUUCUACAAAGAAAUACAAAAUCACAGAAGUGGAUUGGCUGCUGGUUUUCUGGUGGAACAGUAUGGGCAACAAAAAAAAAAGGAGCACCUGUGACCGCAGGUGUUUUUUUCAGGAUGAUUUAUAAGCUGUGAUGCUAGCACACCAAUACUAUAGGGUCAGUAGAAUCGCAUGGCUUUGCAGCUGAAAACGCUUAUGAGCUUUUUAACUGUAUUUUUUUUAUUGUCCGGUGUGUGGUACAAGAGGAUGUAUAACAGGGCUCUACAUUGUGUGAAGAAAAGUUAUUUGGUGUGUGGUGAAUCACAGGAGGGCUAAUCCAUGUGUCCAGGAUUCUUCCAGAGCCAUAUAUCCUAAGAGAGAAAGAAGGUUCGACAAAUCGAUCUCCACACCCGAAAUUAAGUGCACUUCAGCAAAAGGUGCCUCAGGUUCCUUACUUCUCUUAAAAUGGAUUUAAUGAUGAUUACUGUGAGCAGAGAUACAAUAUAGUUUUGAUCAAAGAUGAUUUUUUAAAUAUGGAGCAAAUUCUAGAAGAGCACAAAUCAAACCGGCACCCACACGUGUGGAUAACACGUCUGCAAAAGAAACAAAACCGACCACUCGGCAAAAGUGCCUGUCGACCCAAACGCUUGAUAUAUUUAUCUAUCUGUUGAUGUAAAGCCCUGUCUGUGUGUCUCCACUUAAACUGUCACUAUUUCUUCCUUCUCUCCCCAAUUUUCUGUGUCCUCUCUCUCUCUCCAAGAGAUCUGAAUCAUUUCUGUGUGGCUCUGUGGCUAAAAAACCUUUCCUCAUGUCUCUAAUCUGUGUACUGUCGCUCAGUCCCCUUGACCACCUCUUCUCUUUUUAGAUUGUCAGCAGCUUGCUCCCCCCACGUCACCACUCACCCUUUAACUAGAAAGAGGAAUUGCGAGGAAAAAAAAGCCCUCUAUAUAUUUUUGUCAGGUAACGUCCUCCUCACGUAUGUUGUGCUCCUGCUAUCUGCCUGUGUGACAGUGAGCGUUCAAGUGAAGGGCCCUCAUGUGUGUGUUAUGUUUCUAACAUGGAGGGUCGCUGAUUCCUUUUCUUUUUUUGGGUGUGUGAGGACAAAACCAUGUACUGUUUUAGUAUCAACAAUAGCUUUAACCCUUUGCAAGCUAGCGUUACGCAAAUAGGAAAAAUAUAAGUGGGGCUUGUGUUUGAUAAAUCCAUGUACUGCUUGUGGAUCAUAGACACAUUAGCUUUAUGAUGCUAAAAGCAGGGUUGAUGUGAGGGAUUCCUGCAAGAUUAAUCAAAUGAUGCAUUUUCUACUACUCCUAAGCUAUAUAGCAAACUCUAUAUUCUUGAUACAAUCUUGUUCAGGUUAUAAUCUUGCAGGACCCUAUAACAGUAUUCCUUCCUCUCAAAUGUAAAGAGAGGAAGCUCAAUUGUUCCUCUGAAUAAGGAACAAUGUCAGCGGUCAACCCUGCUUGAGUGUGCAUCCAUAAGCCCGAGCACACAGCAUGGAGACGAGGCUUUGUACACAUUAGAGCAAAAGAAGAAAAAAAAAAAGCGACCUCCUCGGAGGUUUAUCACUCCUAAGUUUAAGAUUCACCUAACUUACAAGUGUGAUACAUUCUGUUUCUAUCAGUUUGCGCUGACUGAGAAAAGACACGGGGAGUAGAGAGGGAGAGAACAACUCAUGUUGUAAAGCUUCCUCCUGAGAGAGGAGAUAAGAAACCCAGACAUGCUGGUGAAGAAAGCCAGACGACUGGCUGAGAGCUGACUCUGAUACUGUGGACGAAAGAGUCCGGGGGUUUCCUGAGGGAGAAGCUCCUGUAUGUGUUGGAGGAAAAAUGAAACAUAAAUACCGGAGACUGGUUGCUCAAUCAACCAGAGGACAUUGAUUCAAAUUAGUCGAGCUCCUAACCCUUCUUCUUGUAUAGGCUCAGUGGACUCACUGAGCAGUAGAUAGACACCCAGGAUGUGAUCGUGACUCUAGAUAGAUGAAUUCCCACUUUGCUCCUCCUAGUUUGAAAUCAAUGUCUAAUGUGGUGUCAUAACAGCAUGCCACCUUUAAAAAGAAAAAAGUCCUCCUACCUCUGCUUGCAGGCUCCUCCGACCUCACCUUUAAGUUCAACGUCACUUGAAUCCUCUAGUUUGUCAUUCAUAGUAAGCCUGCAUGUCAAAAACAUUACCCAUUCUUUAUUAACGUGCAUGGCAUAUGAGAAACACCGAUCCCCUCUGACUUGGGUGGUGGGUUUGGCUUCAAAGCUGUCCUUGGUAUUCAUGAGUCACUGGCUUCCUUAACAGCACCCGCAGGAUAAUUUGUGUUUGAAUCUGCUUUGACAUCAGAAACAUAUCGACCAUGUCAAUAUGACUAAAAUAGCACUGGCUGCUUCAGGGCUCCUAACGUGGCUUCUGUUGCUUUGACUAACAUCAGCCCGCUGCCUGCUUCAUCUGUGUGGACUCAGCUGCUGAGCAUUUUAACCGUCGCUCUGAACUGACAAACGAUGCUAACGCUGAUCAUAUGUCUGUUUCUCCAUUUUGCAGUAAAUACAGUAGUUCUGCGUGGAUGAUGAAGUACCAACACAAGAUCCAUUCUCACUGCUGAUUGAGCUCUGAUAAACCGUUUGGGCUUAAAGAUUUAAAAAAAACAAAAACCUUAAACACUGAUUUAGAGUCAAUUUAACUGUUCCUGCUUAUUUCAGUCAAAUCUGAUGUUUGUCGAGAAAGCAAUAAUAAUCAUGCUGCUGCUGCUGCUGCUGGAAGCCAAUUUCUCACAGGUCCAUUAAACUGAGUUUGUGAUUGGCUGAUCUAACCCUCCAAUGACAAGUCAGGGGACAUGGGGUUGUUUCUCAGUGUAAAUCAACAAGCUGUUUGGUCUGGUUUCAUCUUUUGUUUUUAUUUCUUGUUUAUUGUUUUGUUUAAUCUGUGCACUUUCAUUAUAUAGGAUUAUAACAGACUAUUAUUAACCAAUAGGAAAGCGUAGUAGUACUAUGGUUUGUGAGUUAUUCAGCGUAGGUUAUAAGAUUAAACGUCCUCCUGAAUCUUCUUCAGUAACAGAAACUAUUUACUCCAGUAACCGCUCCACAAACCACAGACCUACUAGCACGACUUUAUCCUCGAGAUUUUUACCCAUCAAGUAAUCAUUCUUCGAUUGUUUUGUUACAUCGUAUGUUAUUCUGUUGGUUUUCUUUAUGUUUGUUCUACUGCCAUGUUCUAUACAAAAAAUCCAGGGUGAUCAAAUUCUGGGGUUUUUUCAUGUAUUUAUUAUUCCUAGGAAUAGUUCAAAAUAACGCAAUGAAACUUGACGACGCUCUGACUCAAUUAGGUAAGUUGUGUUUUGGGAAAACUUUGAGUGACAUGAUACGCUUUUUUCCCUAACCUCUUACCGAGGGCGUUCCACUGAAACAGGAUCACUGGCUUUCAGAAUUCUCUGCAAGUGCGACAAUUAAAUUCCAAAUUGGAAUUGUUUCAUUCUCUCUUCGUUUAUCGUGCCAAAUCUUGGUACACCGUUUAGGUUGAAAAGAAUCAAGACUGGGAAUUAAGACAAACCGUCUCUGAGAAAGAUACGGUCCGGGCUGUCUGUGCUAGCGCCGGGUUUUGAUUUUGGUUUGUUUCAUUCUUCGUUUCUGACCAGUAGUGCCUUUCGUUGUGUCGAGAGAGAAUCUUAGAUUAGUAUUUUAUGUUUUAUUUUUUUUAUAAAGGUGAGGACUUCGGGUUCAAAAUGACUGUGAGCAGCAAUACGUGCAAAGGGAAAUUGUCCCCUGUCUGCAUGAGUGAGAUGAUAGUUAUGAAAUUAGCUCAAUAAAACUGAAAUUGCAUUGAAUUCUGCAGGUCAGUGAUCCGUUCAAUAAAUUCAGGGGUAUUAUUGAAAGGUUGUUUUUUAUCAAACUUUGGGAACCAAAAGAAAUCCCUUUGGCCUCCUGUUAUUGAACAAAUGCUCCAAACAUGUGUAAAGUGUUGGGGUUCAUCAGUGUACUAUUGGAAACAUCUAUGUAACUCUAGCUUUGUUUGGUGAAGGUAAUGUGAUAUCAAUAGUAUUGUUGAAAAAUGUGCAGAGAGCGCAUUUAAUCUUUCUUUUUUUGUCCAAUUUGAUUUUUGUUUGUCGUUUUUAUAUUCUUUUUUUUUUACAUCAUCUUUAAGCAUCAUGUUUUCAGUAAACAGAAAACGAAAAGAAGCAUCAACAAGCUUGAAUAGUGCCAUUAUAGCCAAUGCUUGUUUGUUGAGGCGUUAAAGUUACAAAUAUGGACGAGAAGCUACAAAACUAAAGUGCAAUUCAGAUGCUGUUUUACAUUGAAAAGAGAAGAAAAGGUUUUCUGUUUGCUGGAAGCGAUAGCAUCGUGAUAUUAAACUAGCUGUGCAAACUUUAUAUUGUCAUAUUGUGUUCCAGUAUUGAUCCAUAAUGAGAGUUUGAUAUCUUUAUAUGAAUAACGACUUCACCUGUAUGUUGGUAUUUAUUUGAAUCGUCAUGCAGUACUGUAUUCUUAUCAAUAAUGUGCAUUAUGAUUAGUGGCAUAUUGAUUACAGCUAAAUGUCAUAUGCAUGUUCCUCAGUCAUGGGACCUUUACACAGAAUUGAAAACAAACAUGUAAACUUUUAUCAGGGAGUUACAAAUUAUGGAGGAAACAAAAUGAAAAGAGAAGGCAAAGUCUGAUGUAUUACUGCUGAACUAAUCCUUUGAAAAGUGUUUUGUUUGUUUUCUGGUAGGGAGGGGGUUUCUCUGUGUAAAGGUAGUCAUACUGGCUAAAAUCAAUAAAUGUGACUUAAGUUCCAAA
Notolabrus celidotus (New Zealand spotty) is the source of this 8265-nucleotide messenger RNA. Its product is annotated as protein bicaudal D homolog 2-like. Gene Ontology annotation, molecular function: dynein complex binding; dynactin binding; cytoskeletal adaptor activity. The transcript is spliced from 10 exons. The coding region runs from base 304 to 2898 and encodes 864 amino acids. NCBI's taxonomy places the organism in Eukaryota, Metazoa, Chordata, Actinopteri, Labriformes, Labridae. Gene Ontology annotation, cellular component: cytosol; Golgi apparatus. The record is from RefSeq and is a predicted model, not a curated record. Gene Ontology annotation, biological process: regulation of microtubule cytoskeleton organization; protein localization to organelle; microtubule anchoring at microtubule organizing center.